UUUCCUCCCUGCCAGCUAUCCGUGUUUCUUUCCUCCCUGCUAAGUAUAAACAAUAACAAACCUGAGGGAGGGAGGAGAGAAAACGCCGCUGAAGGAGGAGGAAAUAAAUAACUGCAAGAAGAAGAGGAAAGGAGGGAGGAAAUCACUGCAGGAAGAAAGGAAGGGAAAGAAAACGCUGCAGGAGGAACAAGGAGAAGGGAAGUGAGGAAUGCAACCGCCGCUCAGCCGCCAGACCGCUGACCAACACUAGAAGACCUACUGCGCAGUGACUCCCUCAGUCCAAGCGUCACUUUCCAAGUCCUCAAGCACAGCUCAGCAUAACAUCAUAUCACAGUCUUGAGCAGCCUCCACCCUUGGGAUUCUAGAGACUGUAGCCCCACUGCCAACCCAGUCUUCUAAAAUGCUGAAAAAGCUUGCAGCCUGGGAGUCACAGCAGGAGGAAUAAAACAAGAAAAGGAAGGAAACAUCACUACAGAAAGAGGAAUCAGAAAAGGAGGAUAUUACUGCAGGAAGAACAGGAAAAGAAGGAGGAAAUCCUGCUGAGAAGAAAAAAGGAGAGAGGAAAGCACUGCAGAAGGACUGGUCACUCUUUAAGGCCACACCAAGAUGUCUUUUGUCACUGACAUACAGCUCAUGAUGCACGGAUUUGGGGACUGUCGGAAGCCCCUGCGAGAGACAGCUGCAGUGAUUGAGUCCAUCGUGCACCAGCAGAUGACUGUCUUCCUCCACCAGGCCACGGACAUUGCAGAGCAGCGGGGCCAGCGGGUAGUGGGACCAGAGGACAUCCUGUUUGUGAUGCGACGUGACCCUCUCAAGCUGCAGCGCCUUGUACAUUACAUGGGAGUGCGAGACCUGUACCAAAAGACCAGAGCCAGCACAUCCACCCCCUCCACCGGUGAUCCGUCAGAGACACCAGGGGAGGUAGCAACGCCACCAGAGGUAUCACGGAAGAAACUCUGCAUCAACUUCCUCCAGACAAUUGACCAGACAGGGCAGUACGAGCCCCUCUAUUCAUCCUCAAUCCAAGACCCUGUGAAGGCGGAGCGUAUAUCACGUCUGGAUUCCUUGACGCAGGGGAUGUCCUUUCAGAGGUACAAGGAAUACUGUGAGGCCAGGCGAGCAUCCUUCUGCCCCCGCCUCAGGGUCAACAAGUUCAGGGAUUGGCUACUGGGCGAGGAGAACAGUGACGUCAAGCUCACCCAGCUGGUUCUGGAGAUGUUGAAUCGCCUGGCAUACGAGACAGUGGCACAGAUAGUUGACCUGGCCUUGCUUGUCAAGAGGGAUGCCAAUGGACACAAUUCGGACCUGUCUCGUUUCCGCACCCCAACAGCCUUCAACCCUGACUACCCUUGUGUUUUUAUCCACCAAAGUGGCUCCUUGCAGGAGAUUGGCUCCGGAGAUGAGCACUGCAUAGGGAUGGACCCAAUAACCCCCCCAGAGGUGCGGGAGGCCAUGCGGAGGUAUUGGGGCAACUCCUCGGUCUUGGCACCCUUCUCCAAGAUACGCUCGCCCAUAUCCACCAAGCUCCUUGCAGCAUAACAGGAAGACAGUUACAGUUCAUUGAGGACAUGUUUGCCAAUUUGUACUCACCCUUCCAAAUAUGUAGUAUGUACUUAUAUUGUUGUGAAAGACCUGUCUGAAAAAAAUAGCUGUCCUUAACCCUUUCAUUGUGCUUGGUGAGGGAGGCGUCUAUUCCUCUAGGCGCACUCGGGUAGCCCAACAGGGAGGGUGGGGGGGUCUAUUUUAAUCACUUUAUCUCAAAAACUACUCAUCACAGCUAAAAACAAAAACACCAUUGGAAAGAGGAGGCCAAGAUCUUUAAGAUUCGGUUAUGUAAGCCUCUCCUGUGAACGUAGAGGCACGUUCAAGGGGUGUUGCCUGUGAAGACGUACAUUUGUACAUGCGCGACGGUCAGCCAUAUUGAAGCAACUGAGUAUAUCUCUUGAUGGGGUGCUGGCUGGUAUUGUCAACUGCAAAAUCUACAACAAUUUGGUCAAAAAAUCAGUCAGGUGGUAGGUGAAGUUAUGCAAAAAUGCCGCUAUGUUGGACAACAACAUCUACCAGUUACUCGUCCGUAGAUUUUUCACAUUUUUCCGCGCUAGGCUGAUAUGAUUUUUCACCAGAUUUAGUAGAAAAUCAUUGAAUUGGCAAUGCUGUGGGGUGAGAAAUAGUGUUGGAACACUCAUACGUGGCAAAUUUGAGUGCGACUGGCACUCGCAGCAAGCAUUUAGCACCACUAACAAGUUACGCUGCGAGUAUUUAGCAACAAAAGGCUUAAGAUUGAUUAAAUAUUGUAAAAAA
Molecule: messenger RNA, 2301 nt
Organism: Eriocheir sinensis (Chinese mitten crab)
Lineage: Eukaryota; Metazoa; Arthropoda; Malacostraca; Decapoda; Varunidae
Product: transcription initiation protein SPT3 homolog
Exons: 8
Coding region: 607-1539 (310 amino acids)
Biological process (GO): transcription by RNA polymerase II
Molecular function (GO): transcription coactivator activity; protein heterodimerization activity
Source: RefSeq, a predicted model, not a curated record